AUGGAGUUGACUACUUGGCAAAACCUGCUUUCUGAAUUUGAUAUAGUCUAUGUGAAUCAGAAAGCUGUAAAAUGGAGUACAAUAGUAGAUUUUCUAUCCAGUAGAGCUCUAGAGGAUUAUGAUUCUUUGAACCUUGAUUUCUCAAACGAAAAUCUAAUGUAUAUUGUCACCAUUGAAGAAGACUCUCAAGAAGGCCAUCCUUGGAAACUAAACUUCAAUAGAGCAUCAAACGCUGUGGGUAAUGGAAUCAGGGAAAUCUUGGUAUCCCGAAAUGGAGAUCAUUAUUCUUUUACUAGUAAAAUGGAUUUUGAAUGCACAAAUAACAUGGUGGAAUACAAAGCAUGCGUCAUGGGAAUCCAUGCAGCCAUAGAAUGCGAGAUCAAAGUGCUAGAGGUAUAUGGGGAUUCUGCGCUAGUGAUCUAUCAACUCAAAGGUAAAUGGGAGACGAGAAGUCCGAAGUUGAUUGAUUAUCGAAGAUUGGUUUUUAAAAAGUUUAAUGAUAUCACCUUCUGCUACCUCCCGUGA
This is a messenger RNA of Gossypium arboreum, 525 nucleotides long. RefSeq lists its product as uncharacterized. The transcript has a single exon. The record is from RefSeq and is a predicted model, not a curated record. The coding region runs from base 1 to 525 and encodes 174 amino acids. Gene Ontology annotation, molecular function: RNA-DNA hybrid ribonuclease activity; nucleic acid binding. Lineage: Eukaryota; Viridiplantae; Streptophyta; Magnoliopsida; Malvales; Malvaceae.